AUGGCCUUGCCAAGGUUAAGCUGGCGACCAUUGUUUGAUCUCAGUGACGCUAUUCCAGAGAACGUCCAAGAGCAGUUCAAGUCAAAUACUCUCAGGCUAUAUCUGGAGAGCCUCCUGAUUAAGAAGAUGGCUGUUCUUCUAGACUAUGUUAUUUAUAUAACUUAUGAUUUGCACGGUAUGACCACCCUGGCGCUCUUUUCAAAUCCGGUGAUCCCAGAUUGUCCGACUGGCAAUUGCAUUCGCUCUCUUAUCAACUUGACCGAGACAAUUGAAGUACUCAUCAUGAUCAAGCGAGCUGGAGUCGAGUCGCACAAUGUUUAUGUUGGUGUAGCGGUUACGGACGGUCAUCCAAAAUGUCCAGCUCUAUUUGCCGCUGCCCACAGUGUAUAA
Molecule: messenger RNA, 390 nt
Organism: Fusarium venenatum
Lineage: Eukaryota; Fungi; Ascomycota; Sordariomycetes; Hypocreales; Nectriaceae
Source: RefSeq, a predicted model, not a curated record